CGGUUGAAAAAAAAGCUGCAUAUAUUUGGAGCCAGGUUCUACGAGCUUCUGUCCACUAAAAGAGAGCUUAGUGAAAGGCACAAUGACUAUGGCCUUGUGAUCUGUAAUGCUAAGCUAAGCAAGUCCAAGCAAGCAUCAGUACAAGAGGACAUCGACAUGAUGCCUAACUCCUGCAAUCAACAGACAGAAGACCAAAAAAGGGAUGUUUGGAGGAGCACUGAAAUGAAUUGUGACAAACUCUAAUGUUCUUCUGCCCAAUAAACUAUAUUGAACCUCAUGGUAAACGUCCUUGGCUUUCUCUCCAUCAUCUGAACACUUUGCCCAGUUGACCGAGUAUGACAUAACCAGGAAGAAGAAAGUUUAAUUAUAAGCUCAUCUUCACAGAAUGAAGCUAAGUGACCUCCUCUACCCAAGUAAUCCAAAAAGACGCCAGGAUGUGAUUGUCCUGCACCAGGAACUCCUUGAUCUUAUGAAACUUAAUUUUAAAGUUACCAAUGAAUUGAUUCGAACAAUGAAGGAACAUCUUGGAGCCAAGAUUACAAACAUUACAAUGAAAGAGAAUGGUACCAUCAAAGAGAACUGUGACAUUAUCAUUCAAGCCAUGAAGUCUAUUCAACAAGAAGUACAGAAGCUUGAUAAAGAAAUUAAGGAGAGACUAGAGCCAGGAAUGUACCAAAAGCUUUAUGAUAUCAAACAACCUGAGUUGGAGAAAAUUGCAAUAGCUUAUCGAAUUCUCUCUGCUAUACUUGGAGAGGCUAGUGCUUCUGCAGGUACAGUAGGCAUAAAAUUAAUAUGCUCAAAUAUUGUAAUCGUUACAGUUAAUAAGUUGGUUGCUCUGCUUGCUCAAAUUGGGAUAUCGGUCCUUGGAGGCAUUGCCAUUACUGUCUUUGCUUUGGGAAUUGAUGUGAUUCUUCAUGCCAUCCUAGGGGCGGUAGAAAGAGAUCAACUUCUAGCAUCUAUCCAAAGUUAUGAGGAGCAUCUAACUGAAUUUAGGGAAGCCUCUGAGACAUAUCACUGUGCCAUCAAUGAAAUAAGUGCAGCGGUGAGGGGCAAUGCUGACCUAAUGUGAUAAAGAAAUACUCCUACUCAACAGUGACUAUGUGCCAUGACACAUGGCUAUCAUUCAUAAUGCAACUGACACAAGUUUCAUUUUCUUGUUAAAGUGGUUAGUUGCCUUCUGCAAAUAGUGAUACAAAGUUGGGUACUAAGUAAUUUGUUAAAGACAAAUCACAUUGUUAGCAGUAAGUUAGAAGUAACCGGUUUCUGCAGAUGUGUGAAAUGGGCCAACGUGCUUAGUCCAGUUUAGUUGUUGUACAAGAAAAGCCAUGACAGCAAACUUUUUAAAAAUCUAUCAUUAUUGGAGUAAAAAAUCAUUACAAAUGUUAAACAGAGCAAUCUUAUAUACCCAAUUAUGUUAUGGUGCAUAGAUAUGCCACAUUUUUAUGUGCUCAAUAAGGGAGUGUACAGGAAACACACAUUAACUAGAAAAUAUAAAACACUGAAAGUUUUCUUUUCACAGUGGGCCAAAUACUGCGUAGCAGAAUAAAUUUAUUUAUUUUGUCCCACAGUAUAUAAGUGAUUCAAGAAUUAAAAUGAGAAUACAAAAGCACCAUUACUUAAAGCUCUACUUUUUCACAGAGCAUUAAUUGAUGUUCCCUGUUUAUUGUCAGUGUGCAAAGUGAAUAAUACAAACUAACACCUUCUAUUUUCACAAUCUAUGUCUAGGUCUUUCUAGCACACACACAAACUGGAAUAAAACCUGAUAUCAAUCAGUAAAUAAUUAACUUCAAAAUGUACAGUAUGGACAUUUCUAUUUUCAUUAUUAUCUUCCUGAGAACUUGUUGUGUGUUAAUAUAAUUAAUAAUCUAAGACACCAGAUCCAUAAUAUUCUGCUACAGAGUACAGGUUUGUAAUAAGGAUAGAUAAAAACACUUAUAGCAAAUUAGAUAUCAAGAUGUAGGUUAUUCAGUGUGAUCUUAAGAUUUGCAUGUCAUGAAACAAAAUAGUUGAAAUCGCAUAAUCUGAAAGUUUAUAUACUACUAGCUGUGCCCGGCCACGCGUUGCUGUGGCAAGUAUGGUGGUAUGGGAAAUAAAGUAUUGAGGAAUUGUAUAUUGUAUAUUGAUAAUCUUAUAUUAUCUGUUUAGAACUGGAUUAUAUGAGGCCCCUUCUUCACAGCUGUAUAAAAUGCACACUGAAGUGGAUUAUCUGGCAGUGUGGAGUCAAGAUAAUCCAGUGCAAAGCAGAUAAUAUAAGAUUAUAAAUGGGUUAUAUAGCUGAGUGGAAGGGCCUAGAGUCUACACUGCCAUCUAAUCCAGUUCAAAUCUGAUAAUCUGUGGAAGAAGCCUGAGGCCUAAAUCUGCCUGUCCCCUAACUGAACCCUGGCUGUCCCUUGGCUGAGUUGGUUGCUAGGAGACCAAGUGGGCAGAGAUUAGCCCUCUAAACUGGCAGCAAUUGGAUAAAAACAAUUAUUGCUCUCCCUCUAAUUAGGACUUUAUUUUUCUUUUCUUUUUGUUGUAUCAACCUAGAGGCAUGGAUGAUGGGUUGUGUUGUCUAAUUUCAAGGUUGGGGGGCCCUGCAGUUUUGUUGUUUUGUGGGUCGCCGUGAUGCCAUCACUCAUUUAUAUAUAUAGAUACAAGUAAAUACAAGCUUCUCCUUUACAGCUAUAAAUAUAAAAUAAAUAAAAUGUUCUUACCUGUGUUUUCUUCAUCUGUGCAUGUUCCUUUCCAAAUCAGCCUAGGACCAAAUAUUAGACAUUUCAGCAAUGUAUGACUACUGUAUUUAAAUUCUAUAAAUAAGGCUUUAAAAUAUAGAAGUAAAUGCAUUCACUAUGUGGCUUCUUUGUUAUUGCAAGCAUAUAGAGAUUUUUAUUUUUUUUU
Molecule: messenger RNA, 2877 nt
Organism: Anolis carolinensis (green anole)
Lineage: Eukaryota; Metazoa; Chordata; Lepidosauria; Squamata; Anolidae
Gene: smco3
Product: single-pass membrane protein with coiled-coil domains 3
Exons: 3
Coding region: 386-1069 (227 amino acids)
Source: RefSeq, a predicted model, not a curated record